AUGAAACCUGUUGAGUCACGAUGGAUCCUGCAGGAAUUUCCACAUCAGAUGAGAAGCCAAAGGCCUUUUCCAUGGACGUUCCAGAACCUUUUUCGGAUUACCGAUUCGGGAAUUUCCGCCGUCCGAUCACGCAAACGCGAAUUCAAGGUCCUAUGUCGGUCGGCAGCAGAAGAAUAUAAGAGUAACCUACGGAGAAGGCAGAGCAAGAAGUUUUCCUUCUUGGAUACUGCUGUCGAAAGUCUUGUUGGUAUGGACGUUGAUGACCCUCGUGAUUCGGCAACACCAGAAGCAGGGAGAAUACAUUCAACGGAGUAG
This is a messenger RNA of Coccidioides immitis RS, 315 nucleotides long. RefSeq lists its product as uncharacterized. The transcript is spliced from 2 exons. The record is from RefSeq and is a predicted model, not a curated record. NCBI's taxonomy places the organism in Eukaryota, Fungi, Ascomycota, Eurotiomycetes, Onygenales, Onygenaceae. Bases 1 to 315 code for a protein of 104 amino acids.